AUGAAACUAUUAAUUAGUUUAGCUAUCGCCCUAUUUUUGUGCGAACAUUCAUCCCUCGUAACCUGUAGUAUAGGAGACAGGUCGAUGGUAUACAGGAAUUGCUUGAAUCGAUUCGAAAGAGAAAACUGUACUGACAAUGGUGUUUUAUUUAAAAGCAAUACUCAAUAUAAGCAGGACUAUUGGAGUAGGGUGUUACAAUGGUCCUGUAGGGAUGAGUGUCGCUACCAGUGUAUGUGGGUCACUGUGGAUGUCUUCCAUAAAAAUGGAGAUGAUACUCCCAAGUUUCAUGGCAAGUGGCCAUUCAUAAGGAUGUUUGGGAUGCAAGAACCAGCAUCAGCCUUUGCAUCCAUACUGAACUUAGCAGCCAAUGCAUAUAUGUUCAAGCAAUUACAGCAAUUGCGCAUCUCAAAAGCUAAUCUCAAACCUUUUGUUAUAUUCUGGAAGAUGUUUGCAAUGGUGUGUAUGAAUGCAUGGGUAUGGUCUACAAUAUUCCACAUGAGAGACACGGAUUUUACGGAGUUCAUGGACUAUGCGUGUGCGCUCUCUAUGGUCAUGGGGCUGUUAGUCGCUGCGAUAGUGCGGGUGUUCUACAUGCGGAAUAAAGUAAUGAUGCUGGUGGCGCUGUCGCUGCCGGUGUUCUACUUCGUGAUGCACGUGCGGUACUUGUACUCCGGAUUUAUAAACUACGACUACAAUAUGAAAGUCAAUGUUUUCUUCGGAGCACUUGGGUCAGUGAUCUGGCUGGUACUGUCCUGGCACCAGUGGACGUUACGGCGGCGGUACGCGUGGCGUAUGAUGGCGUUCACGUUGCUGUCUGGCGCGGCGCUCAGUCUGGAACUGUUUGACUUCCCGCCCAGACACGGUGUCUGGGACGCACACGCGCUCUGGCAUUUAAGCACGGCGCCUUUACCAGUGUUAUUUUAUAGUUACGUGAUAGCUGAUCUACGGUACGUGGCAUCAAGUGAAUUGGACAAGUUUGCUUUUAAGAUGACGUGA
This is a messenger RNA of Spodoptera littoralis (African cotton leafworm), 996 nucleotides long. NCBI's taxonomy places the organism in Eukaryota, Metazoa, Arthropoda, Insecta, Lepidoptera, Noctuidae. The record is from the annotation of a GenBank genome assembly.